Messenger RNA from Vespa crabro (European hornet), 2669 nucleotides. Its product is annotated as protein hunchback-like. Gene Ontology annotation, biological process: regulation of transcription by RNA polymerase II. Gene Ontology annotation, cellular component: nucleus. The record is from RefSeq and is a predicted model, not a curated record. Lineage: Eukaryota; Metazoa; Arthropoda; Insecta; Hymenoptera; Vespidae. Gene Ontology annotation, molecular function: DNA-binding transcription factor activity, RNA polymerase II-specific; RNA polymerase II transcription regulatory region sequence-specific DNA binding. The transcript has 5 exons. Bases 490 to 2496 code for a protein of 668 amino acids.
CUCAAAUAAUUCGGUAUUCGUCUUUCAAUCUUAGAAGUGCGAGCUUGUAGUAAAGAGAGCGGAAAGUAAAGAAGAAAAGUAAAGAAAAAAAAGGAAAUCGAGUAUGUGCUUAUGUGUGUGAGUGUAUACGAGUCUGUGUAAUAGUAUUUCGUGUAAUAAAGGCAAAACUACUAUAGUGAUUUUCAAAGGGCAAUUGAUGACCUCUGUGUUUCUCUCGUUUUGUAUAUCUUCGUUGGUGCUAAGAAAGAGAAAGAGGAGAAGAAGUAGUAGUAGAAGAAGAAGAAGAAGAAGAAGAAGAAGAAGAAGAAGUAUAAGAAGAAGAAGAAGAAGAAAGAAAGAGGAAUAGUAGUAAAUUCUUCGAUUCCCUUCGAUUCCCUUAUUGCGAAAGUGAAAGAAAUCCAGGUUUUCUAUCGCGAAGGAAUGAUAAUGUAAAGGACAAUGAGACUCGAGUAAAAGUCAAAGGCGGAAUAUUUCGACCUGAAAAUUAAAAUGAGAGGAAAUUGCAAAAACGCAGAAUUUGUUGUGCGGGAGUCGAAUCAACAGCAACAGCAACAACAACAACAACAGCAACAGCAACAGCAACAGCAGCAAGAAAUCAUCAGAGACGAACAACAUCCCCACCAUUCCUCAAUCACGCCCGGUUGGGUUAAUACAGACAGAACUGUGAAAGAGGAACCGGUUGAAGACAAAAACGACGAUUCGGGGAUGUCACCAGGAGAUUACACAAGUAAUUCAACGUCCCCUAUGAGCGGAGGAUCUUUUUCAGCACCAAAUUGCAGCUUAUCGCCUGAAAGUUCAACUUCGCAGGAUUCGAAUAAUAUCCAAUCUAAUAAUUCAGAUUAUAGUCCACAACAAAUGUUUAAUGAGUGUAGAGUACCUGGUGAAUUCAAUCAACACGGACAGACCGAUGAUUCUCAAAUGGCCAUGAAUGUUGCUUCUGAUGCUGCCAAGUCCAACUCCGAUAAUGGAGAUGCAUUACAAUGUCCCAUUUGUGGCACAAUAAGUUUAAAUAAAUCAAGUUUUUCGGAACAUCUUUCUAAUCAUUACGGCAAUAGGGUGGAAAUGCAAGAUAAUGGAAAUAAUGAAUCGACUGAUAUAAGCGUUCCCGGACCGUCUCGAGAGAGCAACAGUCAAACUUCACCGAAUCCUGGAGAAAGAUCGGAAGUUGACGAAUCUGAGGAACCUGGACUUCGAGUACCACGAGUGAACUCACAGGGAAGAAUAAAAACUUUCCGGUGCAAACAAUGUCAGUUCGUCGCUCUAACGAAACUUGAAUUUUGGGAACAUAGUCGCAGACAUAUAAAAGCAGAGAAAUUAUUAACUUGCCCAAAGUGUCCAUUUGUUACAGAAUAUAAACAUCACUUAGAGUAUCAUUUGAGAAAUCAUUUUGGUUCGAAACCGUUCAAAUGCGAUAAGUGUUCUUAUUCUUGUGUGAACAAAUCAAUGCUUAAUAGCCACUUAAAAUCACAUUCAAAUGUUUAUCAAUAUAGAUGUGCCGAUUGUUGCUAUGCAACAAAAUAUUGUCAUUCCCUUAAAUUGCAUUUAAGGAAGUAUACUCAUCUACCUGCCAUGGUACUAAAUGCAGAUGGUUCUCCUAAUCCAUUACCAAUUAUUGAUAUUUAUGGUACUAGACGAGGCCCAAAAAACAAGUCUAAAGUACAGAAGAAAGAAGGAACUGUUCGAAGAUCGAAUAUUGAACAAACAAAUACAGGAUCGGGAAUGGUAACGCUAUCUCCUCAAGUCUCACCUACAAACUCACUUGCUACUACAACGAACUCAACUAUCGUGAAUCCUUCAUCUUCUACUAUGACCGGUGGUAGCAUGGUCAACGGCAUGGUCAACAAUUUGGAUGUUGAUAAUCAGUCUACGAUUAUAUCCUACAAUCAAACAUUUUCUGACUAUCAAUUACCAAAUAAUUUACCAAUUCAAGAACCUCAGGAGAGGCUAAUGCCUUUGGAUCUGAGUAUGCAUACGCUACCAUGUUCUUAUGAAAACAAUACCAUGAAUAAUCAAUCGAGAAGAUCAGUUACCCCAAUCAAAGGAAAGGGUACAAACAGACGAAAGGGGAAGGCGUAUAAGUUAGAUCGUAGGUUAGUUGUCUCGGAUAAUGAAACAGACGAAGAAACAACAUCACAAUUGCAGCAUACUCAUGAGUUUUCGAGAAGGAUAGAAAACGACGUUCGUAGCUUAGAAGAUCAAAUGGAUGAUCGGCAAUCAGAAGAACAUUCAGAUAAUCAUCCAGAAGAUUAUUCGGAAGAUCGUCCAGAUUAUCACCUUCCAUCGUGUUCAAGGGAUUUGGUUCCAAGAUAUCGUCCCACUUCAAACGGUGAUUCUCUAUUCUGCUAUUACUGUGAAAUAGCCUUUGUAAAUGUUAUAAUGUAUACAGAACAUAUGAAUUAUCAUGGAUAUGAAGAUCCGUAUACAUGCAACAAAUGCGGUCACAAAUGUAACGAUAAGGUAGCCUUUUUCCUUCAUAUAGGAAAAUCGAAACAUUAGUAAAUACAAAUGUUUCUCUCUCCCUUUCUUUCUCUCUUUCUCUUUCUCUCUCUCUCUCUCUCUCUCUCUCUCUUUCUCUCUCUUUCUCUCUCUCUUUUUUCCUCGUUCUAUUUUAAACUAUUUGCAUUAUACUACUUUAUAUUGAACAUAUAAAUAAAAAACGAAAAAACUUG